UCCAGCCAGUUCUUUGCUCGGCCUAGCAACCAAAAUCCCAACCACAAUGAUUACAAAGUGUAUUACCGGUUUUGCACUAAUUGCCCUUUUGAGCGUAACUAGAGCGAGCAGUGUAGAAAAUCAGUGUCCACCCACCGCAACCGGGUUUGUUGUGAAUUCGCUGCAGGGUAAUGGAUAUAGUAUCCGUGCAUCAACGCGUGCCAAUGAAUUUUAUGUAAACAUUGUCAAUGGUAUCCAACUGCGCAUUUUUGUUGCACAGAAUGGAUUUUUGGUUAAUGGAACUGAUGCCAGAGGUGGUAAACUGACCGUUAAUGCUAAUGAUGGACGAGUGGAGUUCGUUGCCCCUUCACCAGGUUCCACUGCCAAAAAACCCUGUGAAUCCCAGAAAUUUCCGGAGGGAUAUACAGCGACGGAAGGCAUUGGAGCACAUAAAUACCAUAAAACCAAAAAAACAUGGAACGACGCCCGCAACACCUGCAUCGACGAAGGAGGUCAUCUCGCCGUAAUAACUUCGGAUGCUGAGGAAAAACUCAUAUUAAACAUGGUUAAUGCCGUAAAAUACGACGAUACAUGGCUCGGGGUCCACGAUCUUUUUGCCUUCCGAGACUGGGUGACCGUGCAAGGCGUGAGGCUCAAUGCAACUGGCUACGCUAGGUGGUCUCCACGUAUCUCACCUAAUCCAGAUAACUACGGGGGGAAUCAGCGUUGUGUGCGGUUACUCAAUUCCGGCGGCAUGGAUGAUAUUCAAUGCUCAUCGUAUAUAUCUUUUGUUUGCAAAAUUCAAUGCGACACUUGUCCCGCAAACACCAGCCUUUUGGUGCCAACGAAAGCUCAUUAAUUCUGUUAAAUCUUUUUUGAUUGUAUUCCCUAUCCAAUGUAGAUUCUGUACCAACUGAAAUAUGAAUAAAAUGAUGUCACAUGUUU
Messenger RNA from Diachasma alloeum, 924 nucleotides. RefSeq names its product hemolymph lipopolysaccharide-binding protein. Lineage: Eukaryota; Metazoa; Arthropoda; Insecta; Hymenoptera; Braconidae. The transcript has 3 exons. Bases 47 to 838 code for a protein of 263 amino acids. The record is from RefSeq and is a predicted model, not a curated record.